This is a messenger RNA of Capsella rubella, 3434 nucleotides long. Its product is annotated as E3 ubiquitin-protein ligase BRE1-like 1. The record is from RefSeq and is a predicted model, not a curated record. The coding region runs from base 377 to 3013 and encodes 878 amino acids. The transcript is spliced from 19 exons. Gene Ontology annotation, molecular function: ubiquitin protein ligase activity. Lineage: Eukaryota; Viridiplantae; Streptophyta; Magnoliopsida; Brassicales; Brassicaceae. Gene Ontology annotation, cellular component: HULC complex; nucleus.
GUCUCUUUCACUGUUGUUUAUUUUCUCUGAGUGCUGUGUGUUCGCGAGAGUGCUUUGUGUGGGACUUAACAACAACCGUUUGUAACAAUCUUACAAGAAUCAGACAAGGUCUGUGUUUGUGAGAGAUUGGAUUAGAGGUUAUGGUUGAAUUGGAAGACAGGUGAGAUUAGGGUUUCUUUGUAAUUCCGGGAGGAGCUGCGGAGCAAUUGAAUUACCUCGGUUGAAGCAAUCACAUAGCUUGGAUCGUUUAGGGUUUUCUCAUUGGGUGAAAGUUUCUAUUGGUUUUGGGAUUUGUGUUGGACUUGUUUGUAUUCGAGCUCAAUCUGAUGAUGAUGUGAGAGAAGCUUAAUCCUGGUGGCGAUUCUAGGGUUUUUCAAUGGCCAGCACAGGCGAGCCAGACCGUAAAAGGCGUCACUUUAGCUCAAUAUCACCCACAGAAGCAGCAGCCGCCGUCAAGAAACAGCAGUUCUUUUGGCCCUCCUCUGAGGACACGUAUGAUACUGCCGUUCUUCAGUUCCAAAAUCUGAAACUGUCACAAAAAUUAGAGGCUCAGCAGGCCGAGUGUUCUAUUCUUGAAGAUAAGCUUUCUCAGGUCAAGGAAAAACAACUACCAUACGGUUCCACUUUGAAGACUGUCCAUAAGUCUUGGCAAAAGCUUACAGCUGCAGUGGAAUCUUGCUCCGUUCGUGUGAGUGAUUCAAGCAGUGGAGCUCAUAGGUUUGUAAACAAGGAUGAUGGGUCAUCUAUGGCCGUGAAAGAUGAUUUCAUCAACCGGCUACUUGAAACUGGUGCGACUGAGAGCUCCUCAUCCAAUAUCUGCUCAAAUGGGAUGGAAGAAAAUAAAGUGAAUACGUCAAGUCAGCUGACGCAAACCUUGUCUAACCUAGUAGCCGCUACCGAUGAUUUGAGGUGUCUGAAGGAUGAAUUAUAUCCCUCAGCUCGCAGAACUGGUCUUGAUAAAGAUUUGUCCGGACAGUUAGAGCUGAAUGAAUUGGAACUAGAAAUUAAAAGUUUCAGGGUGGAUCUAGAUGAUGUGCUUGUGAAGUUCAAAUCACUUUCUAGAGAAUUGCAGAGCCAUCAUGAUGCUGAUGCUAAAGUCAGAGUAGACCUUAAACGAAUAAGAGGGGAGCUAGAGGAUGAGGUCGUGGAGCUUCAACAGUGUAAUGGUGACUUGUCAGCAUUGAGAGCAGAAAAAGAUGCGACAGCAGGGACGUUUUUCCCAGUGUUGAGCCUUGGAAAUAAGCUUGCUACCAGUGAUAAGGAAAGGGAUAAACAAAGAGAUCUGCAAGACAUGGAAACAGUUCUGAAGGAGUUAACGGUCCUGGCUUCAGACAGGCUACAAGAGCUAAAAGAUCUUCAUGAGGAGAGGACAAAAAUGCUUGAAAAAAUGAGUAAUGUACAGAACAAGUCAAAGUCUGUGAGGUGCAUCUCAUCUUCUAAAGCCUGCCUUUCUUUGAAAGACCAGCUUGAAAAAUCCAAAGCAGCAGUUUUCAAGUCUAUGGCUUUACUUGAGAAACUGCAGGUUGAAAAAGAUAGUAUUGUCUGGAGGGAAAGGGAGAUGAAUAUAAAAAAUGAACUUGUUGACGUUUCUAGAAGGACUUCUGCUGUUGCUGAUUCUAAAAUGGCUACUUUAGAUGUGGAGAUACAGAAACAACUGGAUGAAAAAAGUCGAAUCAAGACUAGGCUGGGGAAUAUAACAAAAGAGCGAGGUAGAAAAGAAAUCUUUGCAGAUAUGAAGGCAUUAAUUUCUUCCUUUCCAGACGAAAUGAGUUCCAUGCGAAGUCAAUUAGACAAUUAUAAAGAGACUGCUGGAGGUAUUCAUUCUCUGCGGGCUGAUGUGCAGUCCCUCUCUGGGGUUCUAUGUAGGAAGACAAGAGAGUGUGAAGCAUUGCAUUUGAGAUCAGCUGAUUAUGCUUCUCAGCUAGUUGACCUGAAUGCUACGGUUCGUGAUUUGAAGAACAGUCAUGAGGAGUUGAAGUUGUUUCUGGACAUGUAUAAACGUGAGUCCACUGAUCCAAGGGACAUAGCUGAAGCUAAGGAACAGGAGUACAGGGCUUGGGCUCAUGUUCAAAGUCUAAAAUCUUCCCUCGAUGAGCAAAAUUUAGAGUUGCGCGUUAAGGCAGCAAAUGAAGCGGAGGCAGUUUCCCAACAAAUGUUGGCUGCUGCCGAAGCUGAGAUUGCUGAUUUAAGGCAAAAAAUGGAUGAUUGUAAACGGGAUGUCGCAAAGCAGUCUGAUAUUUUGAAGUCUAAACAUGAAGAACAUGGAACAUAUCUUUCUGAAAUACAGACAAUUGGAAGUGCCUACGAAGACAUUGUACCACAGAACCAACAGCUUUUGCUUCAAGUUACAGAGAGAGAUGACUAUAACAUCAAGCUUUUCUUGGAAGGCAUAACUUCAAGGCAGAUGCAAGAUAUGCUGCUUAUUGAUAAAUAUAUCAUGGAUAAGGAUAUACAGCAAGGCAGUGCAUCUGCUAGUUUCUUAUCCAAGAAAACCUCUAGAAUUGAAGAUCAGUUGAGGUUCUGCACAGAUCAGUUUCAGAAACUAGCGGAAGAUAGAUAUCAAAAGUCUGUUACUCAUGAAAAUCUGCAAAAGAAACGUGCAGACAUUGGGAAUGGCUUGGAACAAGCUAGGUCAAGGCUGGAGGAGUCGCAUUCUAAAGUUGAGCAAAGUCGGGUGGAUUAUGGGGCAUUGGAGCUGGAACUGGAAAUUGAAAGGUUCAAUAAAAGAAGGAUAGAGGAGGAAAUGGAAAUCACCAAAAAGAAAGUUUCUCGUCUUCGAUCUCUCAUAGAAGGAUCAUCGGCCAUUCAAAAGCUCCGGCAAGAACUGGGUGAAUUCAAAGAAAUUCUAAAGUGUAAGGCCUGCAACGAUCGCCCAAAAGAGGUGGUGAUCACGAAAUGCUACCACUUGUUUUGCAACCCAUGUGUGCAAAAGCUCACUGGAACUCGACAGAAAAAGUGCCCGACAUGCUCAGCGAGUUUUGGACCGAAUGAUAUUAAACCUAUUUACAUCUGACGGAACCAAAACGCUCUGAGCAUGAUGUACGAUGAUGACACUGAGAACCACAGGGAUUUCUUCUCAUAUAGAUUAAAAAAAAACAUUAGAUCUCUCUCUCUCUCUCUGUAAUUAUUACCCUCGUUUUAUUGGGAAAGGUCAUGAGGAAUAAUAAUGACUCAGAGUUUUUGAGAAAAGAAAAAUACAUUUGUGGGAUUUUGAUCAUGUGAUAGAGAGAAUAGGUAAGAAUCUUUUUAACACUUGGUAGGGUUUAUGUCUUGGUGAUCCUUUAUUUUUGUUUUGUAAUUUGGAACAUGGCUUCCGCUAUUGAUUUUUAAAUAAACUCUUUUUUUUUUUUUAUUCCCAUUGUUGUAUCUAUCAGCCAGACGUGUGUUCUGUAAAUGUUCUACGAUUCUUUAUUUAGUAAACAUGUAGCAAAAUC